Molecule: messenger RNA, 1611 nt
Organism: Sesamum indicum (sesame)
Lineage: Eukaryota; Viridiplantae; Streptophyta; Magnoliopsida; Lamiales; Pedaliaceae
Source: RefSeq, a predicted model, not a curated record
GGGAAAAUUUGAGAAAGACUGAAUGGCGCCAUUUAAUUACCUCAGGAUAAGCUAUAAACAAUACUGGCGUCUGAAAAGGAGUCUGACAAAGAGAAAGAGAUGUCGAGAUCUUCACGACUACAGCUUCUUGCCACCGAUUCUCAGCAGGCGUUAGAUCCUCCGGACUCGCUUUCGCUUCCUUCAGAACCUCCUGAUAUCGGAAAGUGGUUUUCGAGCUACAUAUACGAGUCGCCAGAGUUGAAUACUUUGGAUGGUUUUGGAGAUUGUAAUGGGUCUGGAGAAAUUUGUCUUGACGAGGAAAAGGAAGGGAAAUUUGGAGAAAACUUACAUGUGGACAUAUCUGAUGAUGGUUGGCUUUCUCCAGGGAAGGAAUCAUCAGAUGGGAUUGCCAAGUAUGAUGAAUCUGUCAGGUCUGCUGCCAUGGUUACUGGAUCAUCAGGGUCCCUUUCGUUUUGUUCAGAGCCUCCUGACAUUAAGAACUGGUUCUCGAGCUAUUUACAUGAGUCACCACCCUUAGAUACUAUAGAUGAUUUUACAAUUUCUGAUUGUGAAGAUGGAAAGUUAUCUACUACUCAAAAGAGCUGUAAAAAAGAUACAAAGGAUGUGAUGAACUUCAUUCAUGUUGAAGAAAGUAGAGAAUUGCUCAGUCAUAACAGAAAAUCAGAUGUGGUUAUUGAAUGCACGAACUUGGUAAAAUGUACAAACUUGAACGAUCAAUCAGUCUGCAAGGAUAGCCAUGAUGUUCAUCUGAAGCGAUUAUCAUGUACACCGAGUCUGUUGACAUCUAAAAUGGAAACAGGGAAUCAUGAUCAUGAUUUUGGUGGAAAAUUUGGAAAUGAAGAUACAUAUGGUAAAACUUAUCACUUGAAGUUGGAUUGCAGUUUGAUUGACAACACAAGUCCCAAAUUAUUGAAUAUGGAGAAUAAUACAGGAAGUCAGGUUGGAAAAUCUCUUCAUAAGUCGGUUGGAACCAAGAGUUGUGUUAAAGAUAGCCUAGUAAAGAAAGAACUCCAUGAAAUUGUAUCGGCUGGGGCCUUAGAUUCGAGUGAACCUAAACGCGAUUCCUGGAGAAGGCCUACCGACAAAGAGACUAACUUACUAGGGAAUGAUUUCAUUUCUACAAGGAAGAACAGUAGUCAAACGAAUACUGGGAAUGUAACGAGGCAUGUCCUAGUUCAAACUGGAUCCCUUAGAAAUGAAGUAAAACCUGCAGUGAUCCUUGAGAAGGAUGCUAAGACGAGCAGGAAGGUUUUAUCUGACACAUCUAACCUUCAUUCCCCAAUUGUUCUUGAAAGUACUGGAAAGUGGUGUUGUCCUCAGAAGAAUAAACCGAGUCUUGGUCCUCCUCUAAAGCAGCUUCGGUUAGAGCAGUGGGUGCGUCGAGUGUAAACUCUUAUUUAUGAAACAGAUAUCUGUGUGUAGAAGUGUUUUUCUGUUUGAUAUUUCUGAAUACAUGCAAGAGGCUUUCUUAAAUUAGGCCAACGGGCCUUGUAUUUGAGAAGGUGAUGACAUUGUCAACUGCACCAAAAAGAUCCUACAGUUGAUUUCUAUGAAUGCAUGAAUCUUGUCCAAGUGUUUACAGAAUCGGUAGAAUUGUGGGAAAUAUGAAUA